AUGGGUUAUCAAUAUUUUUAUCCAAAUGAAAAUGUUGAUUUUGUGAAAUUGGUUAGUUUAUUUAAAUCACUUACUGUGAUUACAUUGGGUUUAUCAAUUGGAUACUUUUUUACAGCUACAUUAUUUCAAUGGUUAAAAUGGGAUAAAAUACAUAGUUAUUUCUAUGUACUUGUAUUAACUUAUAGUUGGGUUGCUUUAUGGAUGUAUUUAUUGGUUAUGGUAUUACAUCCGGGCAUUUUAACUUGUAAUCCGGAAUUGAAGAAAUUACCGUUAUGGUUCAAUUAUAUAUGUAAUUUAAUUGUACCAAUGGUAAUUAUGAUUGACGCCUUCCUAUGGAAACCGAAACCAGUUAAAUUUCUGAUUUCAAUUUUCAUAUGCGGUCUACUGUUGUUCGCUUACAAUAUCUUUGUAGAAGUUCAAAUCAAUAAAUUACAAUACAGUAUGUAUCCAGCUCUAGAUAAUAUGAGUAUUAGUUGUCGUCUUCUAGUUUAUUAUAUUGCCUGGAUAUGUGUAUUCAUUCUGACUUUUCUAUCAUAUCUAUUUAUUCGUUUGCUUAAUCGUGGUAACAAUAUACAAACUAUAGUAGAAUUGUAUAGAAGAAAUAAACCAAAAUUCUGA
Molecule: messenger RNA, 618 nt
Organism: Schistosoma guineensis
Lineage: Eukaryota; Metazoa; Platyhelminthes; Trematoda; Strigeidida; Schistosomatidae
Source: the annotation of a GenBank genome assembly